This is a messenger RNA of Schizophyllum commune H4-8, 1305 nucleotides long. Its product is annotated as Arabinanase/levansucrase/invertase. Gene Ontology annotation, biological process: carbohydrate metabolic process. The transcript has 7 exons. The coding region runs from base 1 to 1305 and encodes 434 amino acids. The record is from RefSeq and is a predicted model, not a curated record. NCBI's taxonomy places the organism in Eukaryota, Fungi, Basidiomycota, Agaricomycetes, Agaricales, Schizophyllaceae. Gene Ontology annotation, molecular function: hydrolase activity, hydrolyzing O-glycosyl compounds.
AUGCGCUCAUUAGCUUACCUCCUAGCCACAUCCUGCCUCGCCCAGGCGCGCAAGAACAAGUACAUCGUGCCAGGCGCGACGUGGUACGACACCGACGGCGCAGUCUUGAGCGCGCACGCGGGCGGGAUUGUACAGACCAACGGUACCUGGUACUGGUUUGGCCAGGACGAGCGCGAGGAAGACAAGAACCUGUUCUCGGGCCUCAAUGUUUACUCCUCCUCCGACCUCCUCAACUGGAAGAACGAGGGACGCGCCCUCAGCCCCGUCAACGGCACCGAUAUCGACGCCUCCCGCGUUGCCGAGCGUCCCAAGGUCGUGUUCAGCGAGGAGACGCAGGAGUGGAUCCUGUGGUUUCACUCGGAUAACUCUAGCUAUGGGCUGCUGCAGCAGGGGAUUGCGACGAGUCCCAAUAUCACUGGUCCAUAUACCUUCCAGCGCGCUUUCAACCCGCUUGGUGGGACAAGCCAGGACUUUGGGCUUUUCCAGGAUGUCGAUGGCCAGACCUACGCCCUGUACAGCAACGGCGACGCUACCGAGGCCCACGACAACAUCAUCGCCCGCAUGAACUCUAACUUCACCGAUGUUGAGGAAGUCGUGUAUACUUUCCCUGACUUCGACCUGGAAGCGCCUGCCAUAAUUUACACCGGCACCCACUACUACAUCCUCAUGUCGCACAAGUCGGGGUAUCGGUCGAACAACGUCGUGGUCUUCUCCGCGGAGAAGAUCGCGGGCCCGUGGUCGAUUCAGAGUUUCAUCGCGCCACUCGGCACCCGUACCUUUAACUCGCAGAGCACCAUGGGGAUCACCGUCGACGGCUCUUCUACCACUACGCAUCUUUACUGCGGCGACCAGUGGGCGACCGCGAAGACGCUCUACGAUAGUCGGUACAUGUGGCUCCCCGCAACCAUCGACGAGUCAAUAAGCUCCUUCACCAUCGACUGGCACGACCUGUACUCUAUUGACACCCAGACCGGCAAAGUCACCUACCCGGAAGGCACGGUGUACGAAGCAGAGGACGGAGUGCUGAGUGGCUCGGCAUAUGUGACGACUUGUGUGAUCGACGCCAACUCCUCAGUCACCUUCACGGGCAUUACAGGCACAGGAAACCCGCAAUGGGUCUCGGUCUACUACCACAAUCCCGAUGGUCUAUGUAAGCUUUCCCCUUUGAUCACUCCCAUCCCGAAUUCUCUCGAUCUCUCGCGCUUCCUUGCAUCAUUUGAUUUGACACCACAUCCGCAGGGGGCGACAACCGCUCCGGUACUGGCCAAAUAUUCAUACUGUGGCGCAACGCGACCGUUUCGGUGA